Messenger RNA from Xyrauchen texanus (razorback sucker), 3336 nucleotides. RefSeq names its product Josephin domain containing 1 (gene josd1). The coding region runs from base 596 to 1303 and encodes 235 amino acids. Gene Ontology annotation, biological process: protein deubiquitination. NCBI's taxonomy places the organism in Eukaryota, Metazoa, Chordata, Actinopteri, Cypriniformes, Catostomidae. The record is from RefSeq and is a predicted model, not a curated record. Gene Ontology annotation, molecular function: cysteine-type deubiquitinase activity. The transcript has 5 exons.
CGCAUGCUCAUGUCGAGCCAGAGAAAGCUGCAAGGAAAAAGUACAAGAGACAAAGGAAUAAACAACUCAAGGAGUGGAGGCGAAAACAUCAACUUAGAGCAACGAAAGCAGCACAGACUCUAAACGUUCGCAUGCAGGCUUUGACAGGGUUUUGCCUGCAUUUUCGUGGUACUGUAACUACUAUGGCAGUUGUCCACCCUGCCAGGAUUCUGCACUGCUGACCCUAUAUCCUGACUGUCACAUUUACUCCCUGUCAGUUGUACAAGUCAAGUUACAAGACUUAUCCACCCUUAUGUCAGCCAAAAUGGAAAGAACUGCUUUGCCCUACUGAUUGUAAUGGUGCUCAGCAUGUCUUCAAGCAAUCACUAUAUGAAGAACACUGGAGGAGACAGUCAAAUUCUUAGCUUCUAAGAUACUCCAGUUUCACAGACCACGUGGGCUUUCCUUAUUUCCAUUGAUACUGUUUUAAAUUAAAAGGUGCCCUGGCUCACCUUUUAUCCCAGUAGCUACCUCCCCUCCCCUUGCCACUCAUCCCAAGCAGCUGAGAGGUUGCUGUGGAGAUGAUAGUGGUGACAUAGCAGCAACAGCAGCAGGAAUGGGGAGUACUCCAUGUUCUGGUAAGGGGAGGGUGGUAGGGGGUUUUCAGGAGCUUGGCUGUAUGCCAUGGAAGGUCCGCAAGCAGAAAGGAGAACCUGGUGGUGGACGUGGAUCUGAGCUGGAGGAGAGGCCGAAUGCUGGAACACCUCCCAUCUCCUCACAACCUCCUGUCAUCUACCAUGAAAAGCAGCAUCGAGAACUGUGCGCUCUGCACGCCUUAAACAAUGUCUUCCAGGACGGAGCUGCUUUCAGCAGGGAUGCACUUCAGGACAUCUACCAGAGGCUCUCCCCAAGCACUUUGGUCACGCCCCAUAAGAAAAACAUGCUGGGUAAUGGCAACUAUGAUGUGAAUGUCAUCAUGGCUGCAUUGCAGACUCGGGGAUUUGAGGCUGUUUGGUGGGACAAGAGAAGGGAUGUUGGCAGCAUUGCACUGCCGAAUGUCACCGGUUUCAUCUUGAAUGUGCCAUCCAAUCUGCGCUGGGGGCCGCUGCGACUUCCACUGAAGCGCCAGCACUGGAUUGGAGUUCGAGAGGUGGGAGGUAUCUACUAUAACUUGGACUCAAAAUUGCGCAGUCCUCAUGCUAUUGGAACAGCCGAUGAACUUAGGAAGUUCUUGUGUCACCAGCUUCGAGGGAAGAACUGUGAACUCCUAUUGGUUGUGCCAGAAGAGGUGGAAAUCCACCAGACAUGGAGGUCUGAUAACUGAUGAAUGUUUCAGAUCACUUUAUUGUGGGGGGGUCUUCAGUUCAUGCUCAGGAGGGGCAAUGAUGUGAAAAAAGGGGAGGUUCAAUCAGGGAACCAUUUAAGGAGCAAAUGGAGUUGCAUUCAACCAGUUAUGAAAGCAUGCUGGUCAGACUUUGUUACACACCCACACGCAGCUGGACUCUUGCCAUGGAGACUAUUGCAGCACAGGACACACAGGGAUAUCACAAGACAACUAAACACUAAACCGAUUUAUGAGAAUUUUCUUUGGAAUUUGGUAAUUUGAUGCAUUUUUUAUAUACAUUGGUUAUUUCUUUUACUUUGUAUUGUUUCUGACUUGAAAGUUUGAGGUAAUGGAAUAAUUAGUGAUGCGUUCUCCCUGUACAUCACCUUCCAAAUGUUACAUCCUUUCCAUUUGAUUUCCCACACACCUAAACAUCCUGUCUCACAUUACAGAUCACAGUAAAAGAUAUAUGUUUGACCAACUGGAUUUGUAACACAAAGGUUCAUAUGUACUUAUUUGGAGCAUGAACUUGAAGAUUUAUAAAGGCAGCAUCCUGCUUGAAUAUUUUUUACAUAAAGGGAUAGUUCACCCAAAACUGAAAUUUCUCAUGUUUUUCUCACCCUCAUGCCAUCCCAGAUGUGCAUGACUUUCUAUCUUUUGCUGAACACAGUUUUUUUAUGGAAUAUUUCAGCUCUGCAGGUCCUCAAAAUGCAAGUGAAUAGGCUCAAAAAUGUUAAGCUUCAAAAAGCAUAUAAAGGCAGCAUAAAAGUAAUCAAUUCGACUCCAGUCGUUAAAUCCAUGUCUUCAGAAACGAUAAGUGUAGGUGAGAAAAAAGUACUUUUUUACUAUAAAUUCUCCUCCCUGGCCAGUAGGUGGUGAUAUGCAUAAAGAAUGCGAAUCACCAAAAGUAAAAGAAGAAUGAAAGUGGUGACUGGUUGUGAAAAAAAAAAUGACUUGCAUAUUGAUCUGUUUCUCAUCCACACCUAUUAUAUCGCUUCUAAAGACAUUGAUUUAACCACUGAAGUUGUAUUAAUUAUUUUUUACGCUAUCUUUGUGCCUAUCUUGCAUUGUAUGAACCUACAGACCUGAGAGAUUCUUCUAAAAGUCUUUCUGUUCAUCAGAAGAAAGUCACACAUCUUUGAUGGCAUGCAGUUGAGUAAAUGAUGAGAAUUUUUGGGUGAAUUAUCCCUUUAAUGGCAUAGUGACAGAUGAGAUGUGUCUGGUGUAUCACAGUACAGCGUGGCACCACUAUAACUGGAUGUUCUGUGUUAGUUUCUUAUAACUUUAAUUACCAAAACAGUCACAUGUUAAUCUCUCAUUGUAAACUGUUGCUCUCAACACUCUGGUUGUAAUAUAUUCUUGUAAGAAACAGCUAGGCUUUCUAGGCCAUGGCUUACAAGUAGGGGACUUAGCAGGAACAGGUGAGCAUUAGUAGUAAAAAAAAAAUAAUAAUUUAACUGCCAAAAACUCUUUUACGUAGAAAAUGCUGUUGAGAGAAGAAAGAAAAAAAUGAAAUAAGAUGGAAAAGUUGUCCGAGGCUGAAAUCGUAAUUGUCGAGACAGGACCGUUUCCUUCAUUUUGGUCACAAACUUGGCUUUCGCCUUGGAUUAUUCAUCAUAGUUUGGGGUUGAGUUUGGAUUAACAUAGCCUUAAACUUUACAGAGGGAGCAGAUUACACAUUCAAAGGGAAGUCGAAUAAUGCAUCUCAGGUGAUCCAAAUUUAAAUUUAAUUUACUCUUGGGCAUCAAUGGUAUAAACACUGCUUCACUUGUAAAUAUUGCAAGAAUUAUGAUCAAUAUUUAAAUCAUAUACUACAAUUUAAAAGGAACAUUCCACUUCACCAUACACAGGGUAACUUGUAAAACUGUAGAGAUGAAUAAGAGCCUUUGCCAUGACAAUCUAUAUCCCCACAACCCCUUUUUUCAUGGGGUUGGUAGGCACUACAUGUGCUAAUGCCAUUGAUUUCCAUUCAAAUAAAAUGCGUAUGAUGGCACUUUAUGUAUUAUGUAAAAUGUGCUGUGACAUCAUUAAAG